Molecule: messenger RNA, 1038 nt
Organism: Cyprinus carpio (common carp)
Lineage: Eukaryota; Metazoa; Chordata; Actinopteri; Cypriniformes; Cyprinidae
Product: death domain-containing protein CRADD-like
Biological process (GO): regulation of apoptotic process; signal transduction
Cellular component (GO): CBM complex
Molecular function (GO): protease binding; death domain binding
Source: RefSeq, a predicted model, not a curated record
CAUAAAAAAAGUCACGUGUAAUACACAAUGUAUUACACACAAAAUUACAAACGCGUGAUAUCUAAUAUUCAUAAACAUCACUUUACGUGCACUGACCAACAAUAACUGAUAGGUUAAAUAAGAAUUCGCCGGCUGUUUAAGCAAGCUCUUCAUAGUUCAGACAGUUGUUGUGGUUAACAAUCUGGGAUUUUACUCGGUCAUCGGGUUCAAAUAUGUACCCAAAACACAAAAGACUGCUCCGAUCUCAGCGGCUUUUUCUGGCCGAGGAGAUUUUAGUGGACGACAUGAUCAUACAGUAUUUAUACCAGGAGGAGAUCUUAACGGAGAGUCAUUUAGAGGAGAUUAGGUCGGAGUCGUCUAACAGGAAAAAAACGCUCAAGCUGCUGGAUGUUCUGCCCACGCGGGGUUCGCACGCCUUCCAUCACUUUAUUCAGUCAUUAGAGAAAGAUUUUCCCUGGAUCAAGGACAAAUUACUGGGACUGUGUGCUGAAGACAGCGAGCCUCCUCUUCCGUCCUUCUCAGUUCAGUGUGGUGUUCCUGACCACAUCCUUCCGACUGUUCCAACCUCGCAGCAUCUGAACCGCUUGGCCGCUCAUCUCAGUUCAGAGUGGAAGUCUGUGCUGCUGGACUUGGGUCUGACCUCAGCGGAUCUGUACCGGUGCUGCGCCGACCACCCCCUCGCGGUUCAGAGUCAGGUGCUCGCUGGGCUGGUGAUGUGGACGCAGAGGAACGGAAGAGAAGCCACAGUGCGGCUGCUGCUCCAGAGCCUGCAGGCCGCAGACAUCCCGCCAUCUGUCCUCCAACAGGUGUUUGUGUGACAUAACAAGUUGUGUUUUUCUGGACUUCAUACUGCUCUUGAGCUGUGGAAAACACGACAGACACUGAAGGAGGAGAAACAGACAGUCAUUGCGUGACUUUUUGUAUUUUGUUACAGGAAUGUACUGAAACUUCAUUAUACAUGUAAUAUGGCUAGGAAAAUUAUGAAAUUGAUCAUGUCAUACUGUUUUUAUGCCUUUUAAUAUUAAAAUAUUUUUUUUU